Selaginella moellendorffii is the source of this 2837-nucleotide messenger RNA. Its product is annotated as probable LRR receptor-like serine/threonine-protein kinase At1g67720. Gene Ontology annotation, biological process: protein phosphorylation. The transcript is spliced from 14 exons. Gene Ontology annotation, molecular function: ATP binding; protein kinase activity. Bases 154 to 2742 code for a protein of 862 amino acids. Lineage: Eukaryota; Viridiplantae; Streptophyta; Lycopodiopsida; Selaginellales; Selaginellaceae. The record is from RefSeq and is a predicted model, not a curated record.
UAAAGUUGCUAUCAUACAGGGUUAUCACUCCAUUAGCUUUGUAAGCAGGUGUCAAGCUAGCGUAGUUCAUACGUUCUUGCUCUGGAACUUCAGCUAUUUGAGAGGUCUAGCUGAAAGAAUUGAGCGGUUUGUGAUAUCUUCUUGUCUAAGGAAAUGUGGUCGACAGAUUAUCUCCUUCUCCUUCUCACAGUUGGCUUCCUUGCAAAGAUUUACGUCUCAGCCCAACCAGGAUUUCUGAGCCUUGACUGUGGAGCUUAUGACACUCACAGGGAUGAAAAUGGUAUCGAAUGGACGCCGGAUGACAAGUAUAUCACCACUGGAAUUAAAGCCUCCAUUUCAAGUUCGGAAAAAAAUGGGACAGGUUUAGUUUUGCAGCGUCUUCGCUUCUUUAACGACACCUCUCGGAAGCACUGCUAUGCUCUGCCAGUGGUGGUAAACGAUAGCUACAUCGUGAGGCCAUGGUUCUACUACGGAAACUAUGAUGGGAUGGAAUCAACUUACACACAGUUCAACAUCAUAAUUGAUGCAAACGAUGUGGCAAACUUCAGCAUGGAUUUAACCAUAAGAAACUCUCACGAGUUUGUGAUUAAAGCCAAAAGCUCGACCCUGGAUCUAUGCUUUGGAACCCGCUCAAAUUCACCGGCAAAUAUCCCCUUCAUCUCCGCAAUCGAGCUCAGAAGGCUGGAUCCCGGUAUGAGAAUAAGUUCUUUCAAUUCUAGUGAGCUUUUGAUCACUUGGAGAAGGAUCAAUUUUGGAGCAGCUAUAAAUAAUUACAUUUGGUACCCUUCUGAUGACUAUGAUCGAUUAUGGUUAGCUGAUAAAAAUUUCCCAGACAUCAUGGGAGGAUACCAACAGAUUAAUACUACCUCAAAUGUUUCGGUGGGAAAAACAUUUGACAAGCCUCCCACAGCCGUGAUGAGUUCCGCCAUCACCUCCCAUUCCACGAUGGUUUUCCAGUUCCCACGGCUUCCCACAACGCCGACUGAAUUCUACGUUAGCUUUUACUUUGCUGAGUUUGCCGCCCUGGUGAACAACACGAGGGAGUUCCAAGUCCGUUUUAACACAAGCUUGCUUGAAUCUCCCCAGCUUUUGGCAACCAUCAACGUUGAGAAGUCUGUACAGGCUCCUCUAACGUCAUUGCAGAUGUAUUACAACUCUCGAGUGGAACUUUCUGAACCAACAAACUUCUUGUUUGUGCCCACGGUGAACUCUACGCUUGGUCCGAUUCUCAAUGCUGCUGAGCUGUGGGAGUACAAAGGAGGUCUCCUCCCAGGGACGGAAACCAACGAUGUGGCAGCUAUACUUGAUGUGAUGAAAGAUUUUCACAUGACUGAAUGGUCAGGAGACCCUUGCUUGCCUGAUGCUUACACCUGGAAAUGGAUUACUUGCGAUGUAGCUCAAAUCCCAGCAAGAAUUAUAGAGCUGAACUUGUCUAGCAGUGGACUCAAAGGAACCAUAUCACUGUCCAUCACAAAGCUAUCUCAUCUAACAAAAAUCUAUCUGGAUAAUAAUGCAUUGACAGGGCGUGUUCCAGAUUUUAGCUCCUUGAAAAACCUCACGGUUUUGUCAUUAGAGAACAACAGUUUGGAUUGCCUACCACCAGCACAUGUACACUUCUCUUACAACGCUACUUUUAGCUUGUGUGAGAAGAAACAUACAACACUUAUAUUUGAAGUAGUGGUACCAUGUGCAGCCUUAUUGUUACUUGGAGCUGGACUUGUGGUUUGUUUCUUUUCCCGUAGAAAAACUUCAAAAUCCAUCACAGUACAGAACAGGAAUCCAAGCUUGUCUCUAAAAUCUCCAAACUCUAGCACUAAAAUGAUUGCUUACAAGGAUGUGAUUGAGGCCACAAGCAACUUCAAGAAAGUCAUUGGUGAAGGAAGUUUUGGACCCGUGUACUAUGGCUGCCUUUCAAAUGGUGUUGAAGUUGCAGUCAAGGUUUUAUCCAGUAACUCAAAGCAAGGAUAUCAAGAAUUUCAAACUGAGAUUGAUAUUUUAUCAGUUGUACACCACAAGAACUUAGUGCCCUUUCUUGGUUACUGUACUCAAAAGUCCAAGCUCAUACUGGUCUACGAGUUCUUGUCGAAUGGAGCGUUGAGGGAGCACUUGUAUGGUGAAGGUAAAAGAUAUCCAACUCUAAGCUGGAAAACUCGGCUUGGAAUAGCUCUAGAUGCUGCUCAAGGCUUGGAGUAUUUGCACACAUCUUGCAAUCUACACAUAAUCCAUCGAGACGUCAAAACAAGCAAUAUACUAUUAAGUUUUGAUAUGGUUGCAAAAGUCAGUGACUUCGGUCUCUCCAAGUUUUAUGACAGUAACAAAGCAUCUCAUGUUUCAACUGGCAUCAAAGGAACUCCAGGAUAUCUUGAUCCAGAGUACCAUUCCUAUAGCAGGCUCACAGAGAAAUCAGACGUAUACAGCUUUGGAGUGGUACUAUUUGAGAUUGUUUGCGGACGUGAGCCCCUCAAUUUCACACUUCUUGAGGAACAAAUUGUUCUUUCGGAAUGGGCAUGCAAGGAACUUGAGAAAGGCAACCUACGAACAGUAGUCGAUCCCAAGUUAUCCGACUAUGGAGAGAAAGCAGCACUGAAAGUUUUGGAGGUGGCAAGAAAAUGUGUGGAACGUUCUCCCCACGGGAGGCCUAACAUGAGCACUGUCGUGAUCCAGCUGAGAGAGGCCAUCCAACUCGAGGAGGACGGAAGUUCCCUGCCAAAAUCCAUGGAAAUAUUCACUGGAGGAAGAUAGAUAUGCAAAUAUACUAAGAUUGUGGAUAUAUACUUUACUAUGGCAUUUUUAACUACAUAUAAUAAUAAUAAUAAUAAAACUUCUACUUUAAUGUU